AUGGCAGUGUACAUCUCGGCCGGCCGGCACAGCUACGUGACGCAAUCUGCAAUGGUGGCAGUCCUCAAGGCGGUGCGCGACCACGGCCUCCCAGAGCGCAUUAGCCGACAAACCUUGAAGAGAACACGGCAGCAAGAGUUGCCGAAGGACACUGCCCUAGGAGACCUUUGGCGAACCAUCGAGUUAGAGCUUCAAGACGGGAGCAGUCUCAGUCUGCCCGUGGUGAGCCCUCUGCCACUCUUGCAAGUGUGCGUGAGCCGCAGCCCUCAGUUUGGUCAAUUCCUGGCAGAGAAGCUGGGCGCAAACGACAAUGAGAAGGACCCUCAGCUCCAGGUCCUUUUGUACUGCGAUGAGGUUGUGCCUGGCAAUGUCCUGAAAGGCAAUAACCAGCGAAAACUGGUUAGCUUUUAUUGGUCCGUGGGUCAAUACGGCGCAUCCAUCUCCAGGGAGGACCUUUGGAUGCACAUCUGCGCUGUGCGCUCAAGCCGCCUCAAGGACGGUGUCAUGCUGACCUUUCCAGGCGAGCGACGCCGCAUGGUCUUCGGACGCAUUACCAUGGUUGUCGCCGACGAGGUGGCUUUGAAGCAAAUGUGGUCAGUCAAAGGCUCGAGCGGGACCAUGCUCUGCUUCAGGUGCCGCAACCUUGUUGCGUGGAGCUCGAGGCUUGACGAGUACGGGCCAAAUUUGGUCCCGAGUUGCCAGACCAAUUUGGAGAACGUCAUCCCCCACACUGACCGAUCGAUCCUCGACAACGCUCAGUACUUGCGCCAGCAAAAGCCUAUGGUGAACAAAACAACAUUCGAAAAAUUGGAGCAGUCCCUGGGCCUUUCCUUUGCGCCUGACGGCGCCUUGUGGGACCAGGAAUUUUGCAGGUACCUUCAAGGAGGCCCCAUCUCAGUGACUUGCUUCGACUGGAUGCCCAUUUUCCUAGUGUCUGGCCUCUGGAACUCGGAGUGCGAUGAACUCCACAGGUCUUGCAAGAUCACUUCGGAGAUGAUUCACGCAUACGUUGCUGAUGUGAAGUUUCCCAGUAAAAUCGUGUCCAAGGGGGGCAGCGGCGCGCAAGUCUUCCGGGGCCGCGCUCCUGGCUCCGGUGAAAUCAAGGCUUCAGCCAGCGAGGGCCUGAAUUUGUACACUGUCCUCAGGGCUUUGCUCGCAGACAUGGUGAUGUCAUAUAACGCCCUGGCUGCGGUGCUUGACUUGCUUGUCGAAACACGGAGCAGGCCGGUGUGCCCUGACGCCCUUCAGGCUGCAGUGCAAUCGCACUUGCAUCACCGCCUGGCAGCGUACGGAGCAGCAGCCUUCCCCCCAAAGGCGCACUACAGCCACCACCUUGCAGACCAAUUGCGCCGCCAUGGUGCUUUGGUUUCAUUGUGGACGCAUGAGCGAAAACAUAAAGAGCUGAAGAAGUGGGCAAAUCAAUCCCACAACGCCAGCAAAGGCUCAAGUUGGGAGCGAGGCCUCCUGGAAGAGGUGGUGCUUCAACAGGCGCUGGCCCUUGAGGAGUGGCAUGGCAGGGAGGGGACGUGCCUUUUGAGCCCCCACGCCGGCUCCCAAGAUCUCCUUAGUUUCUUCCAGGCAAGGGGGAUCUUUGUAAAUUCUUGCGAAGCAUCUUUGCGUGCUCUUGUCAAAGGCGAGCCAGUCUCCAAGGAGACGUGGUCUCAUUUCAAGUCAACGCAGAGCUCGCAGUAG
This is a messenger RNA of Effrenium voratum, 1692 nucleotides long. NCBI's taxonomy places the organism in Eukaryota, Dinophyceae, Suessiales, Symbiodiniaceae. The record is from the annotation of a GenBank genome assembly.